Prunus avium (sweet cherry) is the source of this 977-nucleotide messenger RNA. RefSeq lists its product as uncharacterized. Gene Ontology annotation, cellular component: cytoplasm. Gene Ontology annotation, molecular function: rRNA (uridine-N3-)-methyltransferase activity. NCBI's taxonomy places the organism in Eukaryota, Viridiplantae, Streptophyta, Magnoliopsida, Rosales, Rosaceae. The record is from RefSeq and is a predicted model, not a curated record. Gene Ontology annotation, biological process: rRNA base methylation.
UGCUUUGGGGUCUCAUCUCAUGUGAGCACGUUUGAGCAGAAAUCUUUCAUCAGAAUCAGAAAUGGGUCGUGGUAGGGAAAGACGGAUCGAACACUACAGUAGCGCACAAGAGAUAUUGCUGGUUGGUGAAGGAGACUUUUCAUUCUCCGCUUGUUUAGCUCGAGCAUUUGGCUCUGCUCGCAAAGUAGUAGCAACUUCUCUCGAAUCUCAAGGUUCUUUAAGGGCCAAACAUAGGAGCUGUUUGUCACACUUGAGUGACUUGAAGAGGAGAGGGUGCUUGGUGUUGCAUGAUGUUGAUGUGUAUGAGAUGGACCUCCAUCCCGCUCUGCAAUGGAGGAAAUUUGAUGUCAUCAUCUUCAACUUUCCUCAUGCAGGCCAUUUCCCCUGGCUACGUGAAAGAAACCCUCAGCUCAUUCAAAUGCACAAGAACUUGUUGAAAGCGUUCUUUGAAAAUGCCCGUGGGAUGCUGAGGGAAGGCGGGGAAGUUCAUGUUGCAACCAGAGAUGACUACCCGUAUAACAGAUGGAAUGUGGAGGAACUUGCAGAGGAAGCAGGCCUGGUUUUGAUGGAGAAAGUGUGGUUCAAAAAAUCGGACUACCCGGGUUACCAGAACAAGAGAGGGGGUGACAUCAAGAGCAACAAAACGUUUCGUCUCAGAAAUUGUUUCACCUUCAAAUUUGCUCUGCAACAAUAUGAGUCUGACUAUACUUGUGAUGAAAUGUCUGUUUGCAGCGACGACUUUAUAUGAUUAUGUGAAGUGUUUGGUAGUAUAGCAUCCUUUUGAAGCAGAAGGUGGUGGUGAUGCAUUAGGCCUAUGGAGAACAUCAUCGAUCAGAUCUCUCUUUUGCUUGCUUUGAAUACUUUUGGUAGUUUUAAUACUUUUGGUUUUGUGCGUAUGGGUUUGUAAAAGAUUUGAUCGUAAGCAAUAUGAAGUAUGCAAGCUGUGGGCCUGUAAAAAUACACCUAUUUUGAUGUUA